Molecule: messenger RNA, 1500 nt
Organism: Strongylocentrotus purpuratus (purple sea urchin)
Lineage: Eukaryota; Metazoa; Echinodermata; Echinoidea; Camarodonta; Strongylocentrotidae
Exons: 11
Coding region: 168-1256 (362 amino acids)
Molecular function (GO): oxidoreductase activity
Source: RefSeq, a predicted model, not a curated record
AUAUACUUCACAGAGCAUGCUAAGAUCAGGAGUAACGUGGGUCCGUGAGUUCGGUAUGUAGCAGAUCGUCGCAGAGUGUGCAAUUUGCAGAGCUCGAGCCCAUAGGAAGCGCAUUUUUUUGACGGAAGGAGAUCUCUUCAAGUCAACCUUCUACUUCCUGUGCAUGCAUGGAUUCAACAGAGGGCGUGCUUGUAAAGGUGGCAGAGGCCCACUCAUUUAUUGAAAGAUGUAUGGUUGCCAGGGGAACAAACCCCACCCACGCUUCUCUGCUGGCUGAGCUAUUGGUAUCAGCUGACAGUAGAGGGCACUUUAGUCAUGGGCUGAAUCGUAUCGAUGUAUACCUUGAGAACGUUGAACAUGGCGUGACCGCAGGAGACGGUGAACCGGUCAUCAUAAAAGAGAUGGCAGGAACAGCCUGGGUGGAUGGGAGGAACCUACUUGGUCCUGUCGUGGGGCAGUUCUGUACGGACUUGGUCAUCGAGAAGGCGAAACAGGCUGGUAUAGGAUGGGUUGUAGCAAAAGGUUCUAACCAUUACGGAAUAGCAGGUUGGUACUCCAUGAGGAUUAAAGAUACGGGUAUGAUCGGACUAAGCUUCACCAACACAUCUCCCUGUGUCUAUCCUACCAGAUCUAAACAAAUCAUCACUGGCACAAAUCCCAUUGCUUGCAGCGCACCUGCUAAUAACGGGGAUAGUUUUGACUUAGAUAUGGCUACGACUACAGUGGCAUAUGGUAAGGUUGAAAUAUGUCAUCUCAAAGGACAAACUUUACCCAGUGGAUGGGGCAGUAAUUCAGAUGGAAAGGAGACGAGUGAUCCAAAAGAAGUACUUAACGGCGGGGGCCUACAACCCCUUGGUGGAGGGGAGACUACAGGUGGAUACAAAGGAACCGGUCUGGCUCUGAUGGUGGAGGUGAUAACUGGUAUACUGGGCGGGGCACACUUUGGUACCAACAUCAGAAAAUGGAGCGCCGGUGAAAGAGAAGCUGACUUGGGUCAAUGUUUUGUGGCACUAAACCCAGAAGCCUUCGCCCCUGGAUUUUCAGAAAGGAUGACGUCAUUAAUAGCCAUGUGCAGAAAUGCCGAACCGGCAAAUGGGGAAACGGAAGUACUAGUUGCAGGAGAUCGUGCAAGACACCAUAUGGAGAAAGUUGCUCGAGAGGGGGGCAUCAAGUAUCAUCGGAAUCUAAUAACCAAAUUGGAUGUUCUUGCAGCCAGAUUGGAGGUGGAUCCAAUAAGACGCGAGACGACACGAUGAGAGCACUAGGAACAGAAGUGUUUUAUUCACCACCACCGCUACCAGUGCAUUAAUUCAAAAAGCGACAACAACCCUUUAUGAAUGUUGUUUUCGAUCAUCAUUUUGUAAAUAAAAGGACCCUAUCACGAGCAUUUCGCUUUUAAGAGUAACUCUAACCCGCAAUUUUAUAUUUUGAUAUUAUUACUGUUAAUUUACACGUUUGUUCAAAUUGGUUUAAAUGGAAAAUAAAUGAAAUUGAAUGGAA